AGAUAAGACCGCCGUGCCGUCCACAUGGCCACGGGCAUCACAGCCGGAUUAGCAGACACCACAAACGCCAAAGCCUCGCAGCGGCUGCAAGCUCCGCCAUGGCUCACCCGUACCCACAUCGGGCCUGCCGCCACCAUCUCGCCCCGCGUCGCCGCUAAGCCGAAGCAGCGCCCCCCGAUCUGGCAUCCUGUGCCCACGCUUGGGCAACCGUCGCCGCCAGCCGUACCGCACGUGCCGCCGGACGACGCGCGGUUCAGCACCUACCCGUCGUGGUUCCGCGUCCGCAAGCAGGCCGCCCCAAAGGCGAGACGAGCAGGUCCCGCUGCCACCGGCUCCGUCCGGCCGGGCUUCACCCGGAGGAGAGCGCCGGCGACGGCGAGGCGAAGGUCGGAGUGGAGGGGGCCGAGAGAGACUCACCCAAAUGGCCAUGGAUGGACCAGGCCGCUGGAAUCAUUCGAACUUGCUGCGGCAACCAAUCGGUGUGAGAAGAAGAUCACCUAGCAGCGAAAUGAAGCCACCAGCGCCGCCGGUAAGCAGCGGCAGAGCAGCGCCCCCUCCUCCCACCUGAGGCCGCGCCGCUUCUGUACCAUCGCGAUGCCUAAUAUCUCCUUGCGGCGGGCCAUCUCCAAACAGCGGAUCCUGGCGGCGGGUGGAUUCGGGUGAGGACGUUGGUGCGGUGGGGAAGAUGGCCGGCGACAUGCCGGAACAUGGACGAAGAGGCGGCGGGAUAGGAAAGAAGGGGAGGGGAAAGUGGCCCGAUUAACAGCGGUUGGCCCCACAUCCCCAAUGGGCGAUUGUUUUCUUUUAGGGCUGUGUUUAUUUUUAUUGAGUGCGCCGAUUUGAAAUUCGGGUUAAAAUGAGAACCCAUAAUUAUAUUUAGUAAAUUCUCUCAUAAAACUUUAAGUUAUGAAAAAUUCACAUGUAAAUAUAGAUAAUUGUACAUUUAUGUAAUUUUUGUUAAUAGAUACAGGGAGUACUUUAACUUGCA
Aegilops tauschii subsp. strangulata is the source of this 988-nucleotide messenger RNA. Lineage: Eukaryota; Viridiplantae; Streptophyta; Magnoliopsida; Poales; Poaceae. The record is from RefSeq and is a predicted model, not a curated record.